Messenger RNA from Striga asiatica, 1397 nucleotides. The record is from the annotation of a GenBank genome assembly. NCBI's taxonomy places the organism in Eukaryota, Viridiplantae, Streptophyta, Magnoliopsida, Lamiales, Orobanchaceae.
UUCGAUUUUCGGCCUUCAGGUGUAAAGAAAAAAGAAGCUGACAUCAGCCUGACUACGGAUAAGAGACCUAGAGAGAGAAGAAGAAGAAGCUGAAGGAAUGGUGGCCGGAAGUUCGAUACAACCGCGCUUAAUGUCCACUUUCCUUACCGACGGCCGAUUGAUCCAAUCGAAAUCUACUCGUUCACUUCAGCACAUCUUCAAGUUCAACCCAGAAAAUGCAUACUUUUCUCAUUGUAUACUCAUCAGCAGUUUCAGAUCAUACACUUUGAGAAAUACAGUAGAAUCUGCAGAUGGCAAACAUAAGCGUUUAAAGCCCGGGAAAGUAUCACCUCGUCGGCUAGUUCCCAGCCACAUACAAAAACCUUCAUAUGUUGAUUCUGAGAUACCACCUGGAGUCGGGAGUAAGCCUGAAAUACAUGACGAGAAGGGGAUAGAGUGCAUGAGAGCAUCAGGAAAGCUUGCUGCCCAAGUUCUUCAGCAUGCUGGGACUCUGGUGAAGCCAGGUAUCACAACCGAUGAAAUUGAUCAAGCAGUUCAUCAAAUGAUUAUCGACAAUGGAGCAUAUCCAUCUCCACUUGGUUAUGGUGGCUUUCCAAAGAGCGUUUGCACAUCAGUGAACGAGUGCAUUUGCCAUGGAAUCCCGGAUUCACGUGUCCUGGAGGAUGGCGACAUUAUAAAUAUCGACGUUACAGUUUAUCUUAACGUAACCAAAGAAUGUCUGGAAAAGGCAAUAUCUAUUUGUGCACCUGGAGUUCAAUAUAAACGAAUCGGGAUGGAAAUACAGGACCUUGCUGAUAAACACAAAUAUGGAGUCGUGGAGCAAUUUGUUGGCCAUGGAGUCGGAAAAAUGUUCCACAGUGAUCCUAUGAUUCUUCAUUACAGGAAUAAUGGUCGUGGGCGAAUGUUGCUGAACCAAACUUUCACCAUCGAACCAAUGCUGACAAUGGGCAGCAUAAAGGGAGUUAUGUGGGACGACAAUUGGACAGUGGUAACUCGGGAUGGGAGCCUUUCGGCUCAAUUCGAACACACCAUCUUGAUCACAAAGGACGGUGCCGAGAUUCUUACACAGUGUUGAAAAACGCUCGUGGGACCCACGCGAUGUUUCAGACAUCAGCACUACAUUUCAUGAUUUUUAUCCAGCUACAUCAGGUUUUUGGAAAAUUAAAGCUUGAUAUGUUGUGUACAUUGUUAUGGUCCUCAUGGAGCACAGGCCGAAUGUGAAUUGAAUUUGUUCGAACUUGGAAUUUAUUAAUCUACCAAGAAAAACACAUGCCUAAUUCUAAUUUUAGAGGCAAAAAUAAAAAAUAAAAAAAUAAAAAAAAUGCUACUUUGACUAUAUUGCUUUUCGGCUUUUCCAACCUACAAUAUUAUUCCUGAUAAAAUAUAAUCUGAAUUUC